AUGGCUACUGGGAAAAUGAACAUUAGUAUUGAUUUGAAAACUAAUGCUGAGCUGAGUUUAGGUGUGGGAAGAGUCACUCUUGGGGAGAAGAAUAGGAAAAAAAUGAAAGAUUGUCAACUUCGAAAAAAGCAGAAUGAAAACAUCUUACAAGCUAUGAUUGCUUUGCUGAAUUCUGGAGGGGGAGUGAUCAAGGCUGAAAUUGAGAAUGAAAACUAUAGUUACCCAAAAGAUGGAAUAGGAUUAGAUUUGGAAAGGUCUGUUGGAAAUAUUCUUCCAUCUGUUCAUAAAUACCUAGACUUUAUGCAGCAAGGUGAAUAUUUUCUAAUUUUUGUCAAAUCAUGGAGCUCAAAAACCUCUGGUUUACGGAUUGCCACCGUGAAGUCGAAUUUGUACAAAAGGGAUGUAACAUGUACAAAUAUCAUGGAUGCCACUGCUACAAUGGAGUUCCUCACAGACAAGAACAAAACUAAGGGGAGAUUGUAUAGAUCUAAAUUGUCUCCAAAGCAGAAUGCACAAGUAGAGAGUAACGUGAAGGCCUUGGCUGAUGAGUUUUUUAACAGGACACAACUUAGGUACAGAGAAAAACUCCCCUUUACUGAAUCCACACAUGUUGAAAUGAAAGCCUUCUCAACAGACAAGUUGUUACAACGCAUUAAAGAGAUUCUCCCUCAAUAUAUUUCUGCAUUUUCAAAUACUGAUGGGGGAUAUUUGUUUCUUGGUUUAAAUGGGGAUGAAGUAAUUGGCUUUAAAAGAGAAGUGAGUGAUCUUAACAAGUUAGUUUCAGAAAUAGAAAAAUCCAUUAGAAAGUUGCAUCACUUCUGUAAGGAGAAGAAGGAGAUAAACUACGCAUGCAAAUUCCUUGAAGUAUAUGAUGAAGGGCAUCUUUGUGGAUAUGUCUGUGCCCUCAAAAUAGAGCCAUUCUGCUGUGCAGUGUUUGCUAAAGAGCCAGAAUCUUGGCAUGUGAAAGACAACAAUGUGCGACAGUUUACCAUGAAGGAAUGGAUUUCCAACAUGUUGCCUGCAAACCCAAGUACAGUGUGUUCCAGCAGCAUCAAGGAUUAA
Messenger RNA from Leptonychotes weddellii (Weddell seal), 1062 nucleotides. The record is from RefSeq and is a predicted model, not a curated record. NCBI's taxonomy places the organism in Eukaryota, Metazoa, Chordata, Mammalia, Carnivora, Phocidae.